AUGCUACCGAACAUUGAUGAAUUACCAAAGUCUAUUAUCAACACGAUCCUUCAGACCCCAAAGUUCAUCAAUGUUCCAUCGGAAACGAUUUCUAUUGUUUUAACUCUUGGUCAAUUAUAUGAUCCAGCGGAAAAGAUAAUUAAGAAAGCCACACUACCUGCAUCGAUUGACUUUUAUAAGCAAGAAAAGUUUCCACCUCUUCUUCCUCGCGAAAAACUCAUCCAUCCUCAAGCACUUUCAAGAGUAGAAGGAAUUAUUGAAGUUUUACAGAAUGACAAGCAAUUAGCAUCUAUGUUUAUGAAAGCUUGUGACAAGCAAUACUCUGAAAUCGUCAAAAACCCAAGAUCUAUGGAUAUUUUCACAGCUUUUAUAGUUAUCUUUACUUCUAUCUCAAAGAAGUUCAGCAUAUCACCACCGACAUCAUUCAUAACUUCUCCAUAUAUAUUCUCUUAUUGGGUUACAAAUUACGAAAAUUUCGAUGAUAAUUUUUACCAAAUUAUCAAUACAAUUAGAGUAUAUUGCUUUAAUAUGAUGCUUCUACGUGGUGUACAGGAUUUUGUUGCAAUAAUUCAAACAAAUUUCCAACAUCCAUUAAUUUUUGCAGAAAUCAUGCGUAGAAUGAUAUCGUUGCAGCCAAAAAUUGAUCUCAAAUCAGACGGCAUCGAACCAUUAUUACAAUCAGUUAUGCAAGCGAUGAUUUUUUAUCAAUCUUUUGAAAAUUUAUCAGAUAGAGAGAUAGAUGCAAUUAAUAAAGCCAAGAUUGGUCUCAUUAUAUUCUUUAACAACUACUUACUCGAUGAUAACCUCAUAGAAGAGAUCUUUACGAACCAUAUUUUCAUUUCUGGAUUUAUUGGUAUGUUGGGUGACCAAUCCAUGCAAAGUUUCUGCAUUGCCCAUAUCAACAGAUACAUCAGUACCAAGAAAUCAUCACAAAACAUAGAGUUACUUGAGAGAAUUUACCAACUUGCAAUUUUUUGUGUGGAAAACUGCAACGAUCCUGAAGUUGUUCAACUCGGAUGUGUCACAUUCGAGCUUAUCUCCACAAUUCUCACACUUUAUCCUAACAUAUCUUCACUUUUUGACCCACUUUUUGAAGAUAUCAAAUUAGGUAUCGUAAAUAUUAAGGAUUUUCCUGAUUCCAAGCUGUUCAUUCAGAAUGUCCUUUCAUUCUAUGCUAACUCCGUGCAACAUAAGUUCGCCAAUCCCGAGUUAAUCGCAAUGCAAAACGCGAUUUCUAUAAUUUACAGGAAUGAACCAACGACAAACAUAUUUGUAAAGGUUCUUCAGAUCAUUUCCAGGAAGCACAUGACAUUUCUGACCAACCAUUUCGAUAUAAAAGAAGGAAAAGCUCUAAGAUUAUUAAUAUCUAUACAUGAAAACUCUUCUCAGAUCGAUACAGUCCUCAAAUUCGUUCAUGAACUCAUCAGUGAUUCAGUGGGUAACGCUAUAAUGGCUCACAAUGGAGAAUUGGACUUUUAUUUAAUAGAUUUAAUUUAUUCUUGGAGAAAUAAGGAAAAAACUCCAGAAAACACCAGCAGAAUUGACUUAAUUCUCAAUAUUUUGACGGUUAUAUUGAGCCAAAUUAGCUCUGCAAGCCUUGUAAGGUAUUUUAUCAGAUUAAUUUGUCCGAAUGAUGGGAAAUCGCUUCCUUUCUAUCACAAUUCCAUUGUACAAUCAAUGAUGCAGAUGAUGUCCGCUUCAAAAUACAGACCAAAUCUGUAUUUACCUUUAAUUGACAAAUUUACGUUCACAAUGAGAGGAUUCAAGACUUCCUAUUUUAACAAGAACUUUACAUUGGCCUUCUGGAUCUAUAUUGAAGAAAUUGAGAACAAAUAUUUCGGACAAGUUUUCCUGGCCGUAGAUGAGAAAGAUGGUAAGCUUGGAGUGUUCAUUGCAGAGGAUCAAAUAUAUAUCUACAUGCAAAAAGGAGGACAAGACUACACAGCAAAAACUGAAAUUUCUAUUCCACCGAAAAAGUGGAAUUUAGUAACAAUCGGCUUCACUAUGCAUCAAGAAGAUGAUAAGAAUACAUGUAGCUACUCAGUUAAUGGCGAAGAUUCAACUUUUUACCUAUUUCCCAAAAUAAUUUUCGAACAAACUGAAGCUAAAGGCCUCAAGAUAGGUGGACUUACACUCGAUAGUGCCCAGCCAUCACAAUGCAGCUACCUUGGCCCAGUUUCCUUUUAUCCUUCCUGUUUAUCAAGAGAACAAAUUCUCCAAUUGUACGAUAGGAAGUGCUCGAUUGUACCAUCCAGCAAAUCUACAGCAUUAUUCUAUCUAUCUCCAAUAGAAAAAGAUGACGAAGUUACCUUAAUUAACCAAAUUAACAACGAUAUCGUUGUUGACAACAUUUCCUAUCAAUACAACCGAACAUUCAACUUCGCAGAAGUGUUGGUCAACCACUGCGGUGUCGAAGUUUUGCUUCCUUUGUUCGCACAAUGGGAUUUGAACGAUUUUGAAGGGAACAAGAUCGAUUUUUAUGCGGAAAGUACGGUCGAAUUGCUUCAAGACGCGUUGAUGAUGAGUAACUUCGCCCAGAAAAUCUUCGCAGAUAACGAAGGUUUCAAAAUUAUUUCUCAUUUAAUUAUAUCUUCGAACCAAAACCAUAUUUCAUAUAAUUUAUAUAUGAGGUUCUACACGUUGUUCAAUAAUCUCAACGUGUUUCAUGCAAAAGAAUCAUUAUUUAAUGAGAUAUUAUUAAAUAAUGAAAUUUGGAUGAAAACUGAAGCUCUUGACCACACGAGAAUAACCAGACAUUGGUGUCGAAGUCUUUGUACUCCCAAUUCCCCAACAAUUCAGUUUUUGAGUUUUUCAAAGUUAUUAUCCAUUCUUAAACUCUAUUAUUGGUACGAAGAUGAGAAGGCUGAGCACAGAUCUUACCAUACAGACCAUUGCCGUGGCCAGAAAAUCAAUGUUGAAGAAUGCAGGAAAAAUGUUUUGUCUUUGGCCCAUCACGCAGCGGCCAUGAAGUUCACAGAUGCCGAUUUCUCAUUGUUAAUGAGCCAUGUUCUCACUACGACGUAUCCAAACCAAAUUACGGACUUUUUAGUUUUCAUAAGAGAAUUAAUCAACGAUGGAAUCCUCAACAAAGUUGAUAAUUCUUCUCUUAUACUCUUGGUCCAGUACCUUUUCAAUACAAAUUCCGAAAAUAUCGCGGUUAUUCUCAUAUCUACCUUAAUUGAUGCCCAUAAGGCCGGAAUUGUCACAAAUUUGAGCCUUUCGAAUAAUCUGGACAUCAUAUUACACCAGCUUUCGGCCAAUUUCAUUACGAAAUCGAAUUUCGAAAUUUUUGUAGCGAUGUGCAAAGCAACACCAGAGCUUUUCACGACAUGCACGUGGAUGGCAGCCAAUCUAGGCCAAGAAAGCAUCGAAUACGUCAUUAAAAACCUUCCUCCGAAGAAAGAAUACACUCAAUCAAAGAAUUGGUCAGUUUUCUUGAUCCACAGCCUUCACAUAUUGGAAGGAAAGAUCGUACACAAGCUCAUUACGUAUUUAAUCGAUCUUUAUUUGCCAGAUUUAUCCGAUUUUAUUUCAAUGAUCGAUGUAAUUGGCCGAACGUUCGAUGGAAGCUCACAAGACACAGAGGAUUUGAUCCACGAUGUCAUAUUUAACGUAGGAAUCAUCGUUCAUAGUAAUCCGGAGAAAAUUACAUUUGGCGAGUAUACGAAGCUGAUGACGCACUUCAUGUUCUUCCAUAGCAUUGAGAACUACAAUAACUUGGCUUUGGCCCAACUUUACUCGAAUUCUCCAUAUGUCCUGAUUAAACCGAAGAGAUCAAGGAGAUACCUUGAAGAGAAAGUCCCCGCAACUCCUCCGAAAGCUCCAAAGUCAAGUCCGCAGAAAAUUAUGAAGAGAAAAGCAAGACAUUCGAUCAGAAGGAAAUCCAUAGUCCAAUUCGUGGAAGAUCUCGAGAAUUACAGCCCACAGCUCGCAUUAAGAGCCAUGUCAAAACUCAAAAUCCUCCAGAAAAUGACUACAAGAAGAUAUUCAAUUUUCCAAAAAUUCAAACCAUCUGUCACUUUUUCACUAGCCGUUGUAAACAUUGACGGUUUGAAUGAAUUUGAUGAUGACAUUCCAGAAGAUUUCAAGUUAAAUGAGGAAAGAGCCGAAUUACUGUCGAUUAUGCCGUACGAUAUAGGAAAUAAACUCGCAUUAGCAGGAGAUAGAGAGUAUUCUUACGUUUUCGGACUGAGAUUCGACGGAGAAGACAGUUGGGCUGAUGUAGAUUUAGCUCUGCAGUUCAUUACCCUGUUUUUGUCCGCUCCAAGCCCAGAAUAUCUCGAAAUUGCUCUGAUUAUCACUGCUUUCUUGACAAAAAGCGGAUCUGAUGUAUCCGAAUCAGUUCUUGACCAGAUUUCUCCAGAAAUGAAGCAACAAUUACCAGAUCCUUUGCUAUAUUUAGACAAAAUCCUUUCAAAAGACAAAGUUUUCAAGAAUGUGGACGAGAAUACUCGUGCAGCCAAAGAAAAAGCGUGUUUCGAGUACAUACAAAGCCUAGACAACAAAUUCAGAGACAGAGCUUUAGAUGCAGGACCUUUAAUCAGUUUGAAAGCGAUAAUGAGAGAGCAAACGAACAAUUCCAAGACAGCUCUUGCGAUUUUCGCAUCGAUUUCGGACGAAUUAGUUGGUAUGGCGAAUAAUAGAGUAAACGACGACGAAGAUUUGAUUCAUUCCAACAAGAUCUCGAACAGAAAGCUCUGGCAGAAGUCAUGGCAUGUCCUAACUCUCGAAGAUUCGCCUUGGCAGUGCAGUUUGCCAGAUUCUCUCCGAAAAGUCACCCAUUACAAGAGAGACAACGUUCUCACAGCGUAUGGUGUUCCUACGAACAUCAAGGUAAACAACAAUUUCGACGACCACACUUUGGCUUCUCUUUUGAGGGACAAAGGAAGCUGGUGGUCGGCUGAAGAAGCCCUGGAAGAGGAGAAGAGGAAGCUGAAGGAGACGUACGAGAAAGAUAAACAUGCUCCUCUGUUCGAAAUCGGAGAUUUGGAUUUGGAUGAGAGCGAAACAGACGAAAGCAGCAGUAAGAAGGAAUACAGCAUGUUGUAUAUUAAGGAAAGAUGUCUUUUAGAGCUUCCUUGCGAGAUAAUUAAGUUGAAAAAGGUAUUUAAAGCGAAAUUCGCUCUGUUCACAGACCAGAUCUUCAUCAAUUUCGAAAAUGACAAGGUUGUCGUCAUCAAAUCAGCUUCAAUAGAGAGGAUUUACUUCAGAACUCGAUUACACCAUCCUACGGCCAUUGAAAUUUUCUUAGAAAACGGUUUGACAUAUUUAAUCAACUUCCCCGGAGUAAAUUCACUCACAAUUCUCCAGAACUUCGAUUUGGUAGAAACUCCAAAGGCAAUUUUCAAACAAAAAGUGCCAUUCAAACCGUUUUUUGCCACCACAGAUUUUACUCCAAAAUGGUGCUGUGGCCAGAUCUCAAACUUCGAGUACCUGAUGGAACUGAACAGGUCAUCGGGCAGGUCGUUCAACGACACGUCCGCUUACCCGAUAAUUCCUUGGGUUAUAAGGGAUUAUGAGUCAUUAUUCUUAGAUCUCAGCGAUCCAAAGACAUACAGAGACCUUACGAAGCCCAUAGGAGCUCUCAACCAAGAAAGACUCUCAUUACUUAGAUCUAGAGUCGAUGCUCUCAAAGCUGCAGGAAUUCAGGAGCCAUUCCUUUAUUCCUCAACGUACAACUGCCCUCUCAGCAUCUUUUUGAUGCUAUUAAGGCUCGAGCCAUUCACAACUCUCCAUAUUCGAAUGCAAUCAGGCAGAUUUGACAUUCCAUCGAGAUUAUUCCACUCAAUUCCAAGUUUGUGGGAGUUUGCAACAUGUAACGCGAAUGAUUUCCGCGAACUCAUACCAGAAUUUUUCUGUUGUCCUGAGUUUUUGGUAAAUUCGGACAAUUUCAACCUUGGAUUAGAAAAUAGCGAUGUGGAGAUGCCGAAAUGGGCGAAGAACCACUUUGAUUUCGUGUAUAAGAACAGAAAAGCGCUUGAAUCUGACUUUGUUUCCUCGAAAUUAUCAAAUUGGAUCGAUUUGGUAUGGGGAUACAAGCAGAAGUCGUAUGAAUAUGAUAAUGUGUACAUCAGAGAGAUGUAUUCCGAUAUCUGGAACCAGCCAGGAACAGAAAAUCCAGCGAAAAGAGCUGAAAAUGAGGCAAUUCUGUCCCAUGUCGGCCAGAUACCGCCUCAAUUGUUCGCAACCAAGCAUCCUGAGCGUGCAAUCUUACCAAAGAAGAUCCCUACGCUCUCCAAAAACGUUUCAGUCAAUAUGCAGAUGACAAAUCUGUUGAUUGCAACAAUUUCAUUGACCAAUUCGCCCACGAAAUGCAAGGUUACGACAAUUGACGAGGAUUGUGUCUCUAUGACUGCCCUAUUCGACGCCUCUUCCCUAAAUAAAAUGACUGUUUCAGCCAUUAGUAAAAGUGUCAAUUCCCCAGUUUUGAGAUCAAAAUCUAUGAGUUCUCAACAUGUCAUGUCAAAACCGCCAACUUCUCUGAAAAAGUCGACAACUCGGUUAAGAAAGGAUUCCAGCGAUAAAGGGUUUAUAGUGUCUGAUGUACACAUCUCAUGUGUUGCCACGGCCAAGACGAAGGUUGUGAAAGGUUUCAGAGCAUCAGAAUCAAUUUUGUUCACAGAAACAGAUGAUUCGACGAUUUACUUCGCGGAAGAGAACAAAUGCGAGAUAUACAAGGCCUUCCCAACAGUUACGCUCUUUACGAGACAAAGAUCUUCAAUUACAUCGCUUUAUUCCGAUAAAAACCACAUUAUUACGUCAAACAGCGAUAAUGUGGUCACCGUUUACGAUACAUUGCAAGGAACAUCUCCGCUGUUCACCGUUCCUUCGUAUUCCUCAAAAGUGAAGUCAGUUGCGAUUUCUAUUCCAUUUAAGAUGUUCUGCUUCGGAACAAAGGACUGCAGACUGACAAUUGGCUCCCUGAACACAGGAAACGUCGUCAGAAUUGCUGAUUUGAAUGGAAGAAGGGCAAUUAAGAUUUUAAUCACUCGCGGCUGGGGAUUCAUCGUUGUCUACUCAACAGAUUUAUCCAAGGGAUACUUACAGCACUUCAUCGAGAUUUAUUCUGUCAACGGAGACAAAAUAAACGAAUGCGAACUUAAUUCGAAAGUUUCUUGCUGGUAUACUUACAAAAACGCGAAGGGAUUCGAUUACAUCGUCAUGGCGACAGACCAAGGAGACAUUUUCCAUUUCGAAGCCUUUUAUUGCGAUAUCGGAAGAAGAAUCUUUGGAAUUGAAGCUCAGGUGAUGUCUGUGAUCUACCACGAAGAAGAAGGAAUUGUUACUGCAGUCAUACAAGAUGGAAGAAUUAUUUUUAUUUCUUCUAUUUUGGACUGA
Molecule: messenger RNA, 7338 nt
Organism: Trichomonas vaginalis G3
Lineage: Eukaryota; Parabasalia; Trichomonadida; Trichomonadidae
Product: beige/BEACH-related family
Exons: 1
Coding region: 1-7338 (2445 amino acids)
Molecular function (GO): protein binding
Source: RefSeq, a predicted model, not a curated record